Xiphophorus couchianus (Monterrey platyfish) is the source of this 3610-nucleotide messenger RNA. Its product is annotated as iron-regulated protein FrpC-like. The record is from RefSeq and is a predicted model, not a curated record. Gene Ontology annotation, molecular function: lipid binding. Lineage: Eukaryota; Metazoa; Chordata; Actinopteri; Cyprinodontiformes; Poeciliidae. The coding region runs from base 2133 to 3077 and encodes 314 amino acids. Gene Ontology annotation, cellular component: plasma membrane; cytosol. The transcript is spliced from 2 exons.
UCCUGAUUAUGAUCCGGUUGUUGAGGAACAGCCACAUAAAAUGUCUUAUCUGUUUACCUGUUUCUUAACCAAGACUCGCUGAUCAGAGGCAUCCGCUGUGUUUAUUUUGGAAGAGUCUUGUAAAAUGUUUCAGCUUCUUGAGGUGUUGAGAAGAGAUGGAUCUUUCCACCGUGCAGAACUCGGAGUUUGCAGGGGUUGUGUUGGAAUACGCGGAACGCACCGAUGCCGACAAACAGCUUCACUACCGGGUGGAACCGCGUCUGAUCCGUACGGUCUCCGCCGAUAGAUCCUGUGCAAACGUGAUUUUGGCCCCGUCUUGCAUAAUAUCUCUUUUCCUUGCCUCUCGGUACACAAAUUCCUUCUCCGGGAACUUUAAGAAGCGAAUCAGAACCGCUCUGCCCUGGUUUGGUUUCCCAGAGGCUGUGUGCGGUGAACCCGUUCCAGUGUGAAUGACUUGUCCGGUGCGAGUUCCAGCCACUUCGGUAGCAUGUUGCUAAUAAAGUCGAAAAGCGACUGUCUUCCUUCUGCUCCUUCUCGGAUGCCAAAGACACGCAGGUUCUUUCGCCUUCCUCGGUUCUCCAGGUCAUCCGUUUUGGCCUCAAGGAGCAGGAUUCGUUUCAUAGCUGAAGUCAAAGAUGUUUCUGCUUUUUCAAGUGAGCCUUUUACUUCGGCAAUGCGGGCCUCAGCCUCCUCCAUAUGAGCCGCCUGGUUUAAUAGGUCCUGUUUAACCUCAGACACUUUAGCCUCCAGUGCAGUCAUAGCGCUCGCCAUUCCAGUCAGUCUUUCAUCUAUACUAUCCAGCUUAACUCCAAAGUCCGACUGGAGUGACUUUAGCUCCUCCAAUACUUCAGCUAUGCUAGCCAUAUUAGCUUCUUCACCGCAGUUCAACUCGGUGCUGUUUUAGAGGUUGUCUUGCGUCUUUUUGAGAAAAUUUCGCACUGUUUCACAGACGAAGCUUUAGACAUAUCAGUGUUGUAUCUUUUGAGCCUUCUUUACUGCUUUUGCAAGAGUUUUAAGAGAAAAUUCGGAACACCUUCCCUGGAGCUGUUCACUGUGCUGCCAUCUCGAUCUCGGUCACGUGACCCCUCCCCUUUUUCUCUUUCUAUUGAUGACACUGGAUCAACUCCGAUUCUCUCCACUGACCCUCCCUUCCUCAUGUCCUUGGCGUAAGGGAGGAGUGAACUAUUGCAUCAGGUAGUCGGAUCUGCCCGUCGUCUCCAUCUAAAUCUAAUGAUUAUUGAAGGACAAUACAGCAUAAAGACUUCAUAAUCUGUACUCUUUUGGUUGAACAUACUUUUUAUUUGCACUUUGUUUAGUUUUGAUUGAAAUGCAUUUUUUCUUAACAAAGACUGAGAGUCCAUUUUAUUUUUAUUUUUGGUUGUUUUAUUUUGUUCCACUUCCAGUGUUAAGUGUUCUUUUAAAAGUAAAGUGCAUUUAUUUUUGGCAGAAUGUGCUUGCAUUAUUACAUCGUUACCAUUACAUAAGUUUAAAAUGGCCUUCAAACAAUGUUAUCGUUUAUUGCAAUAAUUUUUGAGACAAUCGCUCAGCAAAAUUUAUCAUGACAGGCCUAGUGCACAUCUUUUGUUGUAUUUGUCACCCAUGGAGGUCGCCAUUUUUUCACCGAUGGGUUGAUGACGUCAUCAGGUCCAAUCUGUACUGGAGUCUACAGAGUAAACACAGGAAAGCUAACUUUACCCCAGUAGUUGUUGAUCAUAUUGCGUUUGAUUGGUGUAAUUUUAGAUAACGUCACACUGUGUUACUAUCGACUGUGAUAAAAAAAUAAAAAUCUGUGGCGAAUCUGGAUAAUUUCCCACAUGAAAGAAAGGAGAGCGAAGGCGAGAGCCGGAGAGGAACAACAACGAAGGACCUCAUCUGGACCCUGGACAUUUCUCCACAGCACUUUGAGCCAUAUAUACCAGCAGAACCAAUGAAGGCUCUAACAGGUGAUUGUUACCUUAAAAAUUAAUGCCGUGCUGAGACGGGCAGAGCUGGACGCUCUUUGAGAUGCUAUCAGGAGCUAUACUGCCUGGGUACUGACGUCACCGAUCCGACCGGACCCAUGGAGGUCCGGGUCAGUGGUAAAAUUUGGUGUCGCUGUUACACAGCGUCUCAAACCGGACAGAGCGCUACAGAUGCUGGGAGAAACGUCAAAGGCAAGCAGCGCUAACGGAGCUAUUACUGCCGGAAAUGCUAACGGAGCUAUUACUGCCGGAAAUGCUAACGAUGCUAUUACUGCCAGAAAUGCUAACGGAGCUAUUACUGCCAGAAAUGCUAACAAUGCUAUUACUGCCAGAAAUGCUAACGAUGCUAUUACUGCCAGAAAUGCUAACGGAGCUAUUACUGCCAGAAAUGCUAACAAUGCUAUUACUGCCAGAAAUGCUAACGAUGCUAUUACUGCCGGAAAUGCUAACCAUGCUAUUACUGCCGGAAAUGCUAACGGAGCUAUUACUGCCGGAAAUGCUAACGAUGCUAUUACUGCCGGAAAUGCUAACGGAGCUAUUACUGCCGGAAAUGCAAACGAUGCUAUUACUGCCGGAAAUGCUAACGAUGCUAUUACUGCCGGGAAUGCUAACGAAGCUAUUACUGCCGGAACUGCUAACGAUGCUAUUACUGCCAGAAAUGCUAACGGAGCUAUUACUGCCAGAAAUGCUAACGGAGCUAUUACUGCCAGAAAUGCUAACAAUGCUAUUACUGCCAGAAAUGCUAACCAUGCUAUUACUGCCGGAAAUGCUAACCAUGCUAUUACUGCCGGAAAUGCUAACGGAGCUAUUACUGCCGGAAAUGCUAACGAUGCUAUUACUGCCGGAAAUGCUAACGGAGCUAUUACUGCCGGAAAUGCAAACGAUGCUAUUACUGCCGGAAAUGCUAACGAUGCUAUUACUGCCGGGAAUGCUAACGAAGCUAUUACUGCCGGAACUGCUAACGAUGCUAUUACUGCCGGAAAUGCUAACGGAGCUAUUACUGCCAGAAAUGCUAACGGAGCUAUUACUGCCAGAAAUGCUAACGAUGCUAUUACUGCCGGAAAUGCUAACGAUGCUAUUACUGCCGGAAAUGCUAACGAUGCUAUUACUGCCUGAAAAUACUAAUGGAGCUAUUACUACUUGAAAUGCUAACGGAGCUAUUACCGCUGGGAAUGCUAACAGAGCUAUUACCGCUGGGAAUGCUAACGGAGCUAUUACCGCUGGGAAUGCUAACAGAGCUAAACAGUACUGAAUGUGAAACCACCACCAGUAACAGCUGUUGCCGAACCGGACACAGAGCUAUAGUUCUUACCGGACCACACAGUGACCAGGUGAGUCUCAUUCAUUGUUUCAUUAUGAACCUGAAGGCAGCAGCAGCUACAGCCAACUCUUCCUCUUCCUCUGUUUGCUCCUCCUCUUAAACACCUCUUGUUAUUUCUAGUUCUGAUCGGUUUCAAUGCGCUCCGGUUCAAAUUAAAAAGGCUUAAUGUUACUCAUCACUGUUCUAGAUGGAGGAGCCAUUACACGUCAUUUACCCAGAAUGCAUUGCAGCGUGAACAAGAUGGCGACAUUCCUGUGACAAUAUUUUAUUAAAAUUUAUAAAAACUAGGGCGUGCCGUGGUGGCGUAGUGGUUAGUGCGACCCACAUU